Messenger RNA from Solea senegalensis (Senegalese sole), 6524 nucleotides. It is a transcript of the gene igsf3, whose product is annotated as immunoglobulin superfamily, member 3. Lineage: Eukaryota; Metazoa; Chordata; Actinopteri; Pleuronectiformes; Soleidae. The record is from RefSeq and is a predicted model, not a curated record. The transcript is spliced from 9 exons. Bases 997 to 4167 code for a protein of 1056 amino acids.
ACAAAACAAGUGAAAUGCCAGGCAGGAACAAGGAAGUGGCGUUGGAUUUAGCGGGACUCGUCUCUUUGUGGGACCAAAUCAAAUUAGUGUUUUUUGUCCAAAACAUUUCAUCAUUAAGCUUUGGUGUUUGAACUCGUGAGUGAAAUAACUUCAGGUGUUUGUGGAACAUGAAUUUGCUCACGUGAAGUGUUGAUGGGAGACUAAGAAAGGAAAAGCAGUGUUUUAGAGUUAAAAUAAGUGUCCUUUGAUUAAUUGGGAUUUACUGUGUCCGCGCACAAAGCCUUGUCUGCUCCAUCUAAAGUGCCCGCCCACAAGGCUCUUUCCUGCACAGCGAUAGUGGAAGACGACUGAUGAUCACAGUCUACGGGAUUCGCCGUGGAGGACGCCGCGGAGACUCCUGCCGCUGCCGCUACUUGGACUCCGAUUUGCGUCGCCGUCAGUGAAGGAGGGGGGAGGACAAUUAUCAAUGACCUGUUCCCAGUGGGACUCCACAGCGCCAGGACUUCUCCGAUCACGUCUUGUUGCGUCUCCUGAACGAUUACGCGUCGCUCUCUCUGGACUUAAGUCUUAAACCGAGUGGGAAUCGCCUCCGCAGUCUCGGAUGCGUAAGCGGGGAGUGGGAGUGGGUUGGGUCGCCCGGGCGCCUGGCAUACGCACACGUCGUCAGCGAUAAAAGCAGAUAGGUGAGGGCGAAAGCGCCAAGACUGUGGUGUUUGGGUUUGUUUGUUUUUUUGCACGAGGAGGAGGAGGAGGAGGAGGACACGGGAGAGGUGAGCCGGACAACUGGCAAACCGCCGGGACUCACCGGCUGCGGAUGUGACUGUGAGAAGCCUGGGAUUCCUCUUCCUUUCUUUCUGAUUCAGGAGCAGCGGUUUACCACAUUAUCAAACCUCGGCCAGACACCAACCGUUCUGCUUCUCUGAAGGGGAAGUAGCUGCUGGAAGUGAAUCUGCGGGGCAACAUAAACACACACACACACACACACACGUAUACACAAUGGCAACCGGUGCGCUCCUGCUCGCCUGCGCGCUGCUUGCUGGUGUUGCCGUGGCCCAGAGAGUCGUAACGGUGCAGAGUGGCCCGCUGAUACGGACUGAGGGCUCCCAUGUGACCAUCUGGUGCAACGUGACCGGCUACAAAGAGGGGGUAGAGCAGGACUUUGAGUGGUCCAUGUACCUGGCGUCAGCACAGGACCGAGAGAUCCGCAUUGUGAGCACGGCUCAGCAGAACUAUGCCUAUGCUGUGUACGCCCAGAGGGUGAAUAGCAAAGAGAUCUUCGUGGAGAGGCUCAGCGGUGACUCGGCCGUGCUCCACAUCACCAAAGUGCAGGCCCUGGACCAGGGUCUGUUUGAGUGUUACACACCCAACACGGACGGCCGGUACCUCGGAUCCUACAGCGCACGCACCAACCUAACAGUCAUUGCCGACUCGUUGACGGCAACGUCUCCUGCUGCUACGCUGUCCAAGGUGGAAGGCGACACACUGCAGCUCACCUGUGAGGUGUCUCGAGCCACGUUGCAGCACACUCACCUGUCCGUGGGUUGGUACCUUCGAUCCCCGGAGGAUGCCACCGCCCCACCGCAGGAGCUGGUCACCUUGUCCAGGGACUUUGUCCUGCGCUCUGGUGGAUCGUAUCGACAGAGGAUGGCGGCGGGCGAUCUGCGGCUUGAUAAAACCAGCGCUACUUCCUACAGGCUGACCAUCCAUAAGCUGCAGCCUGUGGAUCAGGGCCUGCUCUACUGCCAGGCUGCCGAGUGGAUUCAGGACACAGACGGGAGCUGGUUCGCCAUGACCCGCAAGCAGAGCAACAAGACUCAGCUCCGCAUUCAGCCCACUGAUCGGGACUUCAGCAUCCAGGUUAGCACGGAGCGACGGUCCUUCACGGCCGGUGAGCCGCUGGAACUUCGCUGCACCAUCGAGGCCCAGAAUGUCCCUGAGCGUUUCUUCUCGGUGUCGUGGGUCUUCAGCAGCUCACCGGUGGCCGUGGUGGGCCCCAGUGCCGUGCCUGUCCUGGGCCCCGAUUAUGUUUCCCGCGAGGCAGCAGGUCACAUGACCGUACGCAAGGAGAGCACCAACGUGUACCUCCUCAAGCUCCAGCACCUGCGCCCUGACGAUUCGGGGAAAUACAUUUGCCGGGUGACUGAGCGAGAGAAGACACCCACGGGGGACUUCAUCGACCGCAGCAAGAGGUCUCGCAACGUCCAGAUCACAGUCCAGUCACUCAAGAGCAACAUCACGGUGUCAUUGUCCAGUAACUCCUCAGAGGUCCUAGAAGGUGAUGUGAUCCAGUUGACCUGCUUAGUCCAGUCCACUACAGGCCCCCUUUCCAUUGUCUGGCAGUGGACAGACAAGCAGGAGACUGGAUCGGCCCAGGAUGUGGCCUCUGUGGAUCGGGAUGGCACAGUUUUGCACAGCCCAACCUACAGAGAGCGCUCCAGUUACGGGGAGAUCCGUGUGGAGAAAGCGCAAGCGGACACAUUCUCUCUGUCGCUGUACAACGCCUUACCCGGCGACGAGGGCCAGUACCGGUGCGCGGUUACCGAAUGGUUUCAGACCGGCACUGAGCCGGAGCUCAACUGGGAGAAGAUCGGAGAGGAGUCGGCCACCAAGGCGAUCACCGUCAAGACAGUCGAGUCCUCCUUCAUGGUGUCCGCCUCAUCCAGAACACCAUCUGUGUCCUUUGGAGACUCAUUCGACCUCCUGUGUCUGGUCAAGCCCCGGCACAACCCUCGCGUCCCCACUUCUGUCACCUGGCGCUUCAUGCCCGCUGGCACGGACGCCGAUGGCGAGGAUCAGGGAGAGUUCAAAGACUUGGUCACUUUCACCCGGGAGGGCACGCUGCAAUGGGGCGACCAGUUGCUGGGUUUGGGAACCCGCACGACAGUGGACCGCUCCCACUCCAACACCAACUUCCGCCUGUCGGUGACCCGCGCGGGGCGCCGCGAGGCGGGCAAGUACCAGUGCAGCGCCGUCCUGUGGAGGAGAAACUACGACAACAGCUGGAGCAGAGUUGCCAACCGCACUUCCAACCUGCUUGGCAUCAGUGUCCUGCAGCCAGAAAGUAAGCUGCGAGUGCAGAAGACCAAUCAGUCUCAGGUGUAUCCAGAGGACAGUCGCGUCAGGAUCAACUGCACCAUCACCUCUCAGAGCAGCCAGGACUCCCAGCAUGCUGUGUUGUGGUACGUGAGACGCGCUGCGGGCUCAGAGGCCGACGAGCUCCUGCUAAGAAUCGAACGCUCGGGGGCGUUCGAGUACGGGGCGUACGCAGACGAGGAGAGACUGCGACGCCGCGUGCAGGCCGAGAGGCUCUCGCCACGUUCCUACGUGCUGACGCUGAACAGAGCUGAGAGCAGCGAUUCUGGGACCUACUACUGCCUGGUGGAGGAGUGGCUGAGUGACCCAGAUGGAGCCUGGUAUCGUCUCUCCCGGGAAUCCUCGGGGUUGACAAAGGUUGUGGUGAGGCAGCCAGAGGUUCGACUGCAGGUUGAGGAGAUAGAGUCGAAUGUGACGGUAGAGGAGUCUGGUCCAAUCCGGCUGGGCUGCACCAUUCCCUCCCAGUCGUCCCGAGACUCCCGCUUCUCUGUGUCCUGGUACGUGGAGCACUCUGAAGACCAGGACGCCGAGGACCGGCUGGGGGAGGAAGACGAGGAGAAGGACUGCGUGUUCUCCAUUGGCCAUGACUCCGUCUUUGGAAAUGGGAACUGCAGCCCCAGAGAGGAGGCGGGGCCCAAUUCCCGCCUGCAGUUUGCGAGAAUGGCUUCGGACCAGUACACCCUGACCAUUCAAGGAGCCCGGCCGACCGACGCGGGGCGAUACUACUGCCACGUGGAGGAGUGGCUGCUCAAUCCCCGCAAUGCAUGGUACCGCCUGGCCACCAACGACUCUGGGUUCACCAUCGUCAAUGUACUGCAACAAGAGUCCACCGUCAAGUCUGUGGUGUGCGCCAACGACUCCCUCUUCUACUUUGUCUUCUUUUACCCCUUUCCCAUUUUCGGAAUCCUCGUCAUCGCCUUGCUGCUGGUGCGCUUCAAGAGCCGCAACAACAGCAAGAGCCAAGAGGGCAAAAACGGGGCCCCUCUCCUGUGGAUUAAAGAGCCUCACCUCAGUUAUUCUCCCACCUGUUUGGACCCCCCUGCACUCAGCCUGCAUCCUGGCUCUGUUGACUAAGGGGGGGAUGCUCCUGCCUUCCUUCCUCACACACAUUGCAGAUCCAGCUAACACAAUGCCAGGGAGCACGUGUGGACUCCACCUUCAGACCUUACUGUCAUUCACUGCUGUGUUGAAUUAGUCAAUCAGUUGAUCCGUUUCAAAAUCCCUACCCUGAUUGCUGCCUGUUUUUAUGUUAACAACUGUGUGUGUGUGUGUGUGUGUGUGUGUGGACUAAAAUGUGGGAGUGCAAAGUUGAAGGAUGAGAGUAUCACAAGCUUCACACUCUCUCUCACUCUCUCUCUCUCUCUCUCUCUCUCUCUUUUUGUUUUCCGUGAAACCUAAUCUCAAAAGCUGCAUUUUGAUUUCUAUUACUCUGAAUAUGUGUCUAUAUUUUUGAAAGAGAAGAAAAAUUGCGCCGAUGAGAUCAUUGGCUGUUCUGGGAAGAUGAUUUAAGAGAGGGAAACUCUAUAAUGGACUUUGGCACUGAGCGGAUGCCAAAAAAAAAGUCUCCGCACUGAUCCAAGAGCAGCCACAGCCUGGCCCACUAUGUUGGUUGCCAUAGUGACGCUUUGUGCCCACUGACUUCAUAGCUGAUGACUUGGUUUCCAGGCUGCAUAGAGACAAAGGCAAGGACACACAAGUCUGUGUCCUAAGUGAGGAUGUGUGUGUGUGUGUUUGUGUGUGUUGGCCCACCUGCCUCCACAAUGAAUUUGACUUGGCAGACAGAAGCAGGUCCCGGUGUGCCACUUAAACACUGCCAGACUCUCUGGCCUUAGUGAGAGACCGCUCUGCUCUUCUUCCCUGUCCUCUUCCUCUCCCCAAAAAAAAGACAGCAAGAGAAAUAGAGGGGAGGGUCAGAAAUGAUGGAGAAUGAAUAAACACCUCUCUCCUGCUGGGGAUAUACAUACUUCAACACAUGGGAUUUUUUUUUAUAAUUAUUAUUGUUUUUUUUCAGUGCCAAUUCCUCCUGAUUUCCACGCGGUCGGCAGUAAUUGAAGUUUGAGUGGAGAUGAAGCGGAUUGUGAAAAUAUGUCUGUUUACCUCCUGCUGUGGGUUUAUGAGCCUUAUGGGCAGUUUUACACCCAUGUAAAAUCAGUUGAAUUGUCCCUUAAACAUUGCACAGUGGGGGUCAGCACCUGAAAUUGAAUUCUUGCACAUUUCUUCGAGUAUGACCACUCUGUUGCCCUGCAGAUUUCAGAAGCCCAAAAGAUGCGCCGUAGUUUAAAGACAACACUUGAUCUGUCCAGAGCCACACUUCAGAUUGCUAAUGUGCGCGUGUGGUGAAACCCUCCUGCACACUCUCAAGUCAACAAAUCGACUCUUGUGUUUAUUUUAGAGACUUUUCUAUUUAUUGUUUUAUACUACUUUGCAUAGCUUUGUAAGAUUUUUCCCUUUUGGUUUUGAAAUUCUCUUAAAAAAAAAACUAAAAAAAAAACUGUGCUGCUUGUGUUGCCAGGCAACUGCACCAAGCAGAUUAUGUCAAUAUUCUGUGUGUUGGCAAUGUGGUAGAUGUAGAAAUGCUAGAGUCGUCCUGCGCAUUGCAGUGUGUAGCAUUUCAUACCAGAUUGUCAAGUUUGGUCAGUGUCAGAACACUGUAUAUCUACUGUAUAUCUAUAAAGGACGUCAGUGUGGCUUUGCGUGUACAGUAGUCCAACAGACAAGUCACAACAAUGCAUUCACUUACCGAUCUUCUGCUUGAGUCGCGUUUAUUUCGUGAAAUGUGAUGUAACACCGAGGUAGGACGCUUCAUCAAAGUCGGCAGAGACUGAACUGUGGAACUGUCGUCUUCUAAUCGUGGAUUCCGGCUGCAGCCGUGUCUCUUCAGCCCCCCCGACAGAAAAAAGGCAGAAGGGUGGAAAAUCUGUCACUUUCCUUGGAAUGCAGCAGCCGGGAGUAGAGAGAAAAAUCCUCUACCUGACCCGAACCCUUUCACUGCCAGACUGGACAAGAAAACUCUUGAAAAACUUGAUAAUGUUGUCUCAAUCGUGUCAACGUGUAUAUUGCAUGAGUAUUGCAGGAGGAAUUUUGAUGUUUUGUAAACUUUAAACUCUUUGAGCAUUAUGUUUGUGUGACAGAGCAGUGCCCAAACACCUCCUCCACCGCUCCCCCGCUCCACCCCCCCCCGCCUCCCCCAUCCCAUUAACUGAUCCCUGAGCCAACACAAAGCCUAGCCCCCUUAUUAUUAUUUACUAUAUUUGACUGCCAAUAGUGCUCAUUGAAAACCUAUCAAUUAAUCUCUCUCAAGAGUGGGUGUUGUGGAGAUCGUGUUUGAUAUAUUGGUCAUAUUUGUUCUUUUAAUGCUUUGCUUUCACGCGGCACUUCAUUAAAUAGAUUUAUAGAUCGUAUGUCAUUAAAAACCAAAAGUGCACAGCUGG